Messenger RNA from Syzygium oleosum, 2093 nucleotides. Its product is annotated as methionine--tRNA ligase, chloroplastic/mitochondrial. Gene Ontology annotation, cellular component: chloroplast stroma; mitochondrion. NCBI's taxonomy places the organism in Eukaryota, Viridiplantae, Streptophyta, Magnoliopsida, Myrtales, Myrtaceae. The record is from RefSeq and is a predicted model, not a curated record. The transcript is spliced from 12 exons. The coding region runs from base 130 to 1917 and encodes 595 amino acids. Gene Ontology annotation, molecular function: methionine-tRNA ligase activity; ATP binding. Gene Ontology annotation, biological process: methionyl-tRNA aminoacylation.
GGAGCAACACCCAACACUUUCGUCCGAAGGGCGCCUAUCUUGAACGCAGCCAAAAGGAACAGAACAGCGAUAAGCCUCGGCUCAAACUUGACCUCUGCUGCUCCUCCGAGAGCAAAGAGGCUUACACCAAUGGCGACGAGGGUGAACUGCAGCGCGUGGUUCGUAAACCCUUGGCACGCCAUAACCUCCAGGCCUUCUCUUUCGAGGCCUCGUCUCCAAUUCCGCCACACCCUUUUCUCUUCUUCUUCUUCUUCUUCUGCUUCGUCGGCGACUCGUGGAGCCGUGUGCUGUACUGGGUUGAGCAACGGCGCUUCGGAGACCGACCCUUUUGUCCUCACGACGCCGCUUUACUACGUCAAUGCCCCUCCCCACAUGGGUAGCGCCUACACUACCAUUGCUGCUGAUGCUAUUGCUCGCUUUCAGAGGCUAUUGGGUAAAAAGGUUAUAUUUAUCACAGGCACAGAUGAACAUGGUGAGAAGAUUGCCACAGCUGCUAGUGCCUGUGGUUCAAGUCCUAGUGAACACUGUGACGUGAUUUCACAAGCUUACAAAGCUCUUUGGAAAGACUUGGACAUAGGUUAUGAUAAAUUCAUACGGACAACUGAUGCUAAACAUGAAGCAAUUGUUAAGCAAUUCUAUUCUAGGGUCCUUGAGAAUGGCGACAUUUACCGAGCUGAUUACGAGGGUCUAUAUUGCGUCAACUGUGAAGAGUACAAGGAUGAGAAAGAGCUGCUAGAUGACAACCGUUGUCCUAUGCAUCUGAAGCCCUGUGUUCGCAGAAAGGAGGAUAACUACUUUUUUGCCUUAUCAAAGUAUCAGAAAUCCUUGGAAGAAACUUUGGAACAGAAUACAGAGUUUGUACAGCCAUCAUUUCGUUUAAAUGAGGUGCAAAGUUGGAUUAGAAGUGGUUUAAAAGAUUUUUCCAUUUCUCGAGCAUCAGUUGAUUGGGGUAUUCCAGUCCCUAAUGACAACAAGCAAACAAUCUAUGUCUGGUUUGAUGCUUUACUGGGUUAUAUAUCUGCAUUAUCAGAGGAAAAUGAGCGACCGGAUUUGCAGAAUACUGUUUCUCUGGGCUGGCCUGCUUCACUACAUCUUAUUGGCAAGGAUAUAUUACGUUUUCAUGCAGUUUAUUGGCCAGCUAUGCUGAUGUCUGCUGGUUUAAGUCUUCCAAAAAAAGUAUUUGGCCAUGGAUUCUUGACAAAGGAUGGCAUGAAGAUGGGGAAGUCACUUGGAAAUACUCUUGAACCAAAUGAUUUGGUUCAUAGAUUUGGGUCUGAUGCUGUCAGGUACUUCUUUGUCAGAGAGGUGGAAUUUGGCAGUGAUGGUGACUAUUCUGAGGAUCGUUUCAUUAAUACCGUUAAUGCACAUCUUGCCAAUACUAUCGGUAAUCUCCUGAACCGCACGCUUGGGCUUCUGAGAAAGAACUGCAAAUCCACAUUGGUGGUGGAUUCAGCCAUUGCUGCUGAAGGAAAUGCAUUCAAGGACACGGUGGAGAUGCUGGUCAAAAAGGCUCGAGUUCAAUAUGAAAACCUAUCACUUUCCACAGCAUGUGAAGCAGUUCUCGAAAUUGGAAAUUCUGGGAACUCCUAUAUCGAUGCACGUGCUCCGUGGUCUCUAUUUAAGCAAGGGGGUGCUGCUUCAGAAGCUGCAGCAAAGGAUCUGGUGAUCGUGUUGGAAGCAAUGAGGAUCAUCGCUGUUGCAUUAUCUCCUGUUACUCCAAGGUUAUGUCUUAGAAUAUAUGAGCAACUGGGCUACUCAGCAGAUCAAUUCAAUGCCACAAAUUGGAGUGCUACGAGAUGGGGCGGAUUGAAGGGUGGUCAGGUCAUGGCGCAACCCAAACCGGUUUUUGCAAGGAUAGAGGACAAAGUCGAAGAGGAAACGAAUGCUAAAGUCGGGGCAGGAAGUGGAGCAACAUAGAGUACCCCAGUUCAGGAGUGAACUACCUUAGAGAACACCAAGCAGAUGGUCAUAAUCUUGCUCUCGACAGCAUUUUGGUUUAGAUAUUUUUCACUCACUGUGAGAUAAGUGCGAUCGAAUUUACAGUACUACUACCUCAUUAAGGCAUCUUAUCAAAAGACAGUAGUUUCUUGCAA